Messenger RNA from Echinops telfairi (small Madagascar hedgehog), 2427 nucleotides. RefSeq names its product eukaryotic translation initiation factor 2 alpha kinase 1 (gene EIF2AK1). Bases 16 to 1887 code for a protein of 623 amino acids. The record is from RefSeq and is a predicted model, not a curated record. NCBI's taxonomy places the organism in Eukaryota, Metazoa, Chordata, Mammalia, Afrosoricida, Tenrecidae. Gene Ontology annotation, molecular function: ATP binding; protein kinase activity. Gene Ontology annotation, biological process: protein phosphorylation. The transcript has 16 exons.
GGCCGGCCUCCCGCGAUGCGGAGCGACAGCGCUGGGUCGCCGGAGCGCGAAGCGGAGGACCACGCGGCGGCGGCGGCGGCGGCUUUACCUGCCCCGCCUGCCAUCGAUUUCCCCGCCGAAAGCCCGGACCCCAAGUACGACGAGUCCGACGUGCCGGCUGAACUCCAGGUGUUGAAAGCCCCCCUGCAGCAGUCGACGACGUUCCCCUUCGCGGUUGCAAAUCAGCUGUUGCUGGUCUCCCUGCUGGAACACCUGAGCCACGUGCACGAGCCAAACCCAGCCCGCUCCCGACAGGUGUUUAAAUUGCUGUGCCAGACCUUCAUCCAGAUGGGGCUGCUGUCGUCUUUCACCUGCAGCGAUGAGUUCAGCUCCCUGAGGCUGCAUCACAACCGGGCUAUCACUCAUUUGAUGCGCUCCGCCAAGGAGAGAGUCCGGCAGGACCCUUGUGAGGAGAAUUCUCAUACCCACAGCAUCAGGUUAAGAGAAGUCGCCUUCGAAGCACAGACCUCGCGUUACUUAAGUGAAUUUGAAGAGAUUGCCAUCUUAGGAAAGGGUGGCUAUGGACGAGUCUAUAAGGUCAGGAAUAGAUUAGAUGGCCAGUAUUAUGCAAUUAAAAAAAUCCUGAUGAAGAAUGCUGUUAAAACCGAGUGCAUGAAGGUACUCCGGGAAGUGAAGGUGCUGUCUGGGCUGCAGCACCCCAACAUUGUAGGCUACCACACUGCCUGGAUUGAACACGUGCACAUGGCCAAACCGGAAGACAGCGUGUCCGUCCAGCUGCCCUCUCUGGAAGUGCUCUCCGAAAGUGACCAGUGCAGCUUUAAAAACGAUGGCGGCGGCAGCAGCAGCUCCUCCAUCAUCUUUGCCGAGGUCACUGCAGACAAGGCCUUUGGAGAGCCGGGUUUUGAGGUUCAAGAGAACAGACUGGUGAACUACACCCCUGGCAUGACUACCAGAGAGGCCCCUGAGUGUGAGCCCUGCUCUGAGCUGCAGGAAGAUGGCGGGUCGCUGGCUGCUGAGUGUGAGCUGCUCAGGUGUCACUCAGACAAGGAGGAAGCGUUCACGUCCACCGAGGAAUCGUCCGAAGAACACGUCGGCGUGUUCGGGCAGACAAAGGUGCAGUAUCACCUGAUGCUACACAUGCAGAUGCAGCUGUGUGAGCUCUCGCUGUGGGACUGGAUCACCGAGAGGAACAGGAGUUGCCGGGAGUGCGUGGAGGCGGCGUCCUGUCCUUAUGUUAUGGUCAGUGUCGCAACGAAAAUUUUUCAAGAGUUGGUGGAAGGUGUCUGCUACAUACAUAACAUGGGCAUUAUGCACAGAGAUCUGAAGCCAAGAAAUAUCUUUCUCCACGGUCCUGAUCAGCAGGUGAAAAUUGGAGACUUUGGGCUGGCCUGCACAGACAUCCUGCAGAAAACCUCAGACUGGACUCAGAGAAACGGGAAGGCGGCGACGCAUACUUCUCGAGUGGGGACUUCUCUGUACGCCUCCCCUGAGCAGUUGGAAGGAUCUGAUUAUGAUGCCAAGUCCGAUAUGUACAGCUUGGGGGUCAUUCUGCUAGAGCUCUUUCAGCCCUUUGGGACAGAAAUGGAGCGAGCAGAAGUCCUAACUGAUUUAAGAGCCGGCCAGAUACCUGAAUCUCUCAGUAAAAGGUGUCCAGUGCAAGCCAAGUACGUCCAGCAGUUAACCAGCAAGAACUCCUCUGAGAGGCCGUCUGCUGUCCAGCUGCUACAGAGUGAACUCUUCCAGGAUUCCGGAAAUAUGAAUCUUAGCUUACAGAUGAAGGUGCUAGAGCAAGAAAAAGAAAUCGAAGAACUCAAGAAACAGCUGAGCCGCCUCUCCCAGAGCAAAGGGGUCAAGGAGGACAUGAAAGUUGAAAGUGUGUCCGGCUAGCCUGAAUUAGGCUUUCCUGGAGAAGGGCUUCGGAAAGUUCGUGGAAAAAUGUCCUACUGCAGACACUGCAGUUGCUCCCACCCUGGUGCCCCCUGCUGCCGCCUUCAGGCCUGCACACUUGACGAGAUGGAUUCUCACCAGCCUUGACAGCUGCCAGUCUUCCUAAGCCAGAUGGUCUUUUCCUGCAGCUGCUGAAGCAACUGCACAGAAAGGCCUGUGCACAACUCCCAGCUGGCUCUCCCCUGCCUCUGAGACGCUCACCACCCUCAGCUUGCCAUCGGCCCUCUAGCAGGCCUUUUCCAAGGUGGCCACGUCUGACCCCCAACUCGUUUCUCCUCAGAGCACUUUGAGAUCAUCUUUCGUGCCUUACUUAUCCCACACCCUCUCCUACAUCACAGCCCUCGUCUCUUGUACCACCCUGCCCGUUCCUGAAGGGCAGUGCCUGGACGUGUUCAUUUCUGGACCCCUGCCACACAGUUGCCGUCCACCAUGGAGCCACAUGUGUGAUUUUGCAGAAUUUUAAAUAAAAGGAAAGCCACA